This is a messenger RNA of Lachancea thermotolerans CBS 6340, 639 nucleotides long. It is a transcript of the gene SRB2, whose product is annotated as Srb2p. Gene Ontology annotation, cellular component: mediator complex. The transcript is spliced from 2 exons. Gene Ontology annotation, biological process: regulation of transcription by RNA polymerase II. Gene Ontology annotation, molecular function: transcription coregulator activity. The coding region runs from base 1 to 639 and encodes 212 amino acids. NCBI's taxonomy places the organism in Eukaryota, Fungi, Ascomycota, Saccharomycetes, Saccharomycetales, Saccharomycetaceae. The record is from RefSeq and is a predicted model, not a curated record.
AUGCACUCAACGGUCAUAUUUAGUGAGAAGGCAACUCCAGCUUCGAUAACGGAAUUUCAUGACAUACUCUCAAAUGAUUUAGUUUCAAUAAAGGAAAAAUGGUCUUUUGAAUUUAAAACUUAUCGGUUGACUGUCAAAAAUCUUCCUCAGGGCAGCUCUAAACUGAUGCACGUUAUAACUUUUACUAAUAGAGACAAUCAAUCUGUUAUAAUCAAAAACAAUUCUGCCAUCGUCACAUCUCCUGCAACAGAAGGUGUUCAACCAUCUCUUACACUAAAUGGGUGCUCAGCAGGAACUCUUGAUACAUUUGAUAAUCUUCUGGCAUCCAAGCUCUCAAAUUUGUGGACUCAGAGACAAAACAUAAAGGGCGAUUUUGGGAGCACAUUUAAGACAACAGAAUUGACUGUGAGAGCCACAAAUGUCUUUUCUUAUGGUGGGUUCAAAGGUCUCUUGAUUGAGCUCGAAUGUGAAGACGAUGUAUCAGACGGGGAAUUUGAACAACGAGUCAUGAAAAUACGACACCUUUUGGAUGACAUGUUAACCGGUGAAUACAGGGUUUGUAGCGCAUCGAUGGACCCAAAAAACCGCAACCUGAUUUGCGAUCUUGCUUUUCAGUAUGUGAAAGUUUUAGAAGUGUAG